This is a messenger RNA of Perognathus longimembris pacificus (Pacific pocket mouse), 2676 nucleotides long. RefSeq names its product putative claudin-24. Gene Ontology annotation, molecular function: structural molecule activity. The transcript has a single exon. The record is from RefSeq and is a predicted model, not a curated record. Lineage: Eukaryota; Metazoa; Chordata; Mammalia; Rodentia; Heteromyidae. The coding region runs from base 1018 to 1680 and encodes 220 amino acids. Gene Ontology annotation, biological process: bicellular tight junction assembly; cell adhesion. Gene Ontology annotation, cellular component: bicellular tight junction; plasma membrane.
GAUUUUUCCUAAUGGCGGCCCAUCAGAUCCUGCCCUCUUGGUAGGGAAUCCUGUGAACAGGGGUUGAGCCCUGCCAGAGGUAGAGCAACGCUGAGAAUGUGGAGCAGGUGGCCUUUUGUCCUGGCCCACGAGGGCCAGGCUCAUCAGCCAGAUGUGGUGGUUCCUUGCAUACCAGACUUGAAUCUGUAGUAUUGAUGUCUCCUCUGUCGCUGCAACUGAAGUGACAAUGACAGUUCUGCUCUGGACAAAAAUCAUUUUCCUGAGACAUCCUGGUUUAUUUCAAUCAUUGAUGAGAUUCAGAAAAAACAAAACAGUAGAGUGAAAGAUGGCAUUUCCCAGGAAGGAUGCUCCCUUCCUCAGUGCUGCUGGACUUCCGCCUCCAUCCUUUCCAUUUUAAUUAACCCAGUGAACCAGCCUCUACCUUUCAAAGGAAUCCAAGGGAAACCUUGCUGCCAAGUCCCAACCCGGUCCUGUGACACUCAAGAACCUGGGCCAGGCUCUUGUGUAUGUUGAGGAAGUCUGAGAAGAAGAAAGAUUAUAGGAAAACAGUCUACCUUUCUUUACAGAGCCUCGUUCUGCAUCCUUGAAAUCUCAGAUUCAGUGAUUACAAUGAAGUCCUGUUGUAGAAAGAGCUGGCCUUUUUAUCACCACUUAAAAUCUAAUUAAUCCAUAUUGAAGCACAAAGAUUUCUGUUGUCCUUUAGGGUGAGGGGUCAUAGAGCCCUCUUUGUUCAUCCUUCGACUUAAAGUCAUCAAGCAUUAGGGAUAUUUUACCAAGCAAAUUGGAAGGUAACAUCAAAUCCUUAUCAGAAAGCCCUAACUCAUAGUUUUAACAGAGCCCUUCGUCCUUUACAUGAAACAUUAUAUUCAAGAGGAACAAAAACACACUUCAGAGUGCCCAAAGAGUUAAUGACCGAAGCUUAUAUUCCAGGCAGCAUAGAACCAAGUUGGUCACACCAGUGAUCACUACGAAGGACAGCAGACCCUAUAGAGUAGCAACAUUGGAUGAUUUGUUGCGAUGGCUUUAGUCUUCAGAACAGCAAUGCAAUCUGUUGGGCUCUCAUUAGCUCUGCUGGGAUGGGUUUUAUGCAUUUUUACAACCUAUCUGCCACAUUGGAAGAACUUGAACCUGGACCUGAAUGAGAUGGAAAACUGGACCAUGGGGCUCUGGAAAACCUGCGUCAUCCAGGAGGAAGUGGGCAAGCAGUGCAAAGACUUUGAUUCUUUCCUGGCUUUGCCAGCUGAACUGAGGAUCUCCCGGGUUCUAAUGUUCCUGUCCAAUGGGCUGGGGCUGCUGGGCCUGCUGCUCUCAGGGCUUGGCCUGGACUGCUUGAGGAUUGGAGAGAGGCAGCAGGAUUUCAAGAAGCGACUGCUCAUCCUGGGAGGAAUCCUGCUGUGGAGCUCAGGAGUCACAGCCCUGGUUCCGGUUUCCUGGGUGGCCCACAUGACGGUCCUGGAGUUCUGGGAUGACAGCAUCCCAGAGAUUGUCCCCAGGUGGGAGUUUGGGGAAGCCCUCUUCUUGGGCUGGUUUGCUGGGUUUGCUCUUGUGCUAGGAGGGAGUCUGCUCCAGUGUGCAGCCUGCUCGGCCCCAGCUGCUCCACCCUUGGCCCACUAUGCAGUGCCAGAGAUGCAAACGCAAUGUCCACAUCUGGAAAAUGGAACUGCAGAUCCUAAAGUGUAAGACCAUGAAAGGACAGGAUCAUUUCCUACAUGACUGUGGAUGACAGCAGUCUAUGUUGCUGUAACUAAAUCAUUGCUGCUACAUUCUUCUUCAUUAACUAUUUUUUCUGUAUUAUACUUUUCUUUCCCAAUCAAGAGAAUGAAAGUAAAUCUUAUAUCUAAGAGAAAUUAUGGCACCAUUACCUGGAUAUGAAUGAAAGUGUCAUUUAUCUAGUUAUUUCAAUCAAUAUGUGGUGGUGGUACUCCAACAGAGUCAAUCUUGAGUUUCAACCUAUUAAUUUUACAUUGGAAAGUUAUGUUGUUGAUAGCUGGACAUGGUGAUUAGUUUGCAGCCCAGAGGAAACAAUAAUGAUCUGAGAUCUUUGCAGGGUUUUACAUGAAUAAAAACCACAUGCUAAGCCAAUUCCAGAGUCAUGUCCACAAUGACUUUGUCUUAUUUGGUCAGGAGUCGGUUGUGUUUAGAAUCUCCUGAGCACCUGUUUAAUUUUAUUAGGUUCUUGUGAGGCUGAAGGCUUUGUCUAUCGUGGUCUUCUCUGAUUUUAAACCACAGCCAAUCUCCUUACUCACUUCUUUCUUCAAAAGCUUCAUGUUAAAAUAAAGCAAUGCCAAAGGUAUUUUUUCUGGACAUCUAGAUAUUGUCAGUUCAUUUACUGGAAUGUCCACUUUCUUUUAAUUAAAAAACCAACAAUAAGCAGAAUGGAUAAACAGAUGCUGAUUUUAACUUACAAAGUCCUAUUGCUUAACUUCUCCACAGCACAGAAAGCGUAUUUCAGCAAGGGGGACGGGGGGGACCUAUGUGUUUGUGUACACGUGAGUGAAUUUAACACAAAGGCAUGCAGAUAAACAAGAUUUGAUAUUUAGUUCAGCAUUGUUUCAUAUGCUGUGUGGUAUAUGUAGCCAGAAAGUUUUUUUUCAAAACAUCUCUGAUUUAAGGUCUAGAAAGAUUCCUGAUAAGAUUGAUUUAUUUAGUUAAGAAAUACUUCUCUUGAACCUAUUU